Messenger RNA from Closterium sp. NIES-65, 2530 nucleotides. NCBI's taxonomy places the organism in Eukaryota, Viridiplantae, Streptophyta, Zygnematophyceae, Desmidiales, Closteriaceae. The record is from the annotation of a GenBank genome assembly.
AUGGCUGUCCGCAACCCCUUGUCCCGCUCGUCCCCCCUUACCGCGCCUUUAAUUCCGUCCCCACGCCGCGUGAUUCACAUACCUCGUGUUCUCUCUCGGCUCGGAUUGGCUCUCGCCGCGGUUGUUCUUCUAAUCGCGGGGAUCCACUUCUCUCCCUCUCCCCUCCCUUUCCCCCCUGUGCCCCUAUUUCCCCCCCUGCGCUUUCCCCCUCCUCUCCCCCUCCGCCUUCCCCUCCCUGUCUCAGGCGCGUUUGGCAUCGCAGCCCACUACGCCGAUUACCCAGUGCUUCUGAGUCGGCCAAUCAGGCAGCGCCUCGCGAUCGUUGAGCCAAUCACGCGCGAGCUGUCGCUCCGGGAGCUUCCCGUACCUGGCGACCCGUACUCCCACGACCCUCUGGCUUCGGUGCCGUUCCUGGCUUACACGCCCGGGACGAAGGGGAGGAGGAGCAGGGGAGGAAGGGGAGAGGGGAGAGGAGGAGGAGGAGGAGGAGGAGGAGGAGGAGGAGGAGGAGGAGGAGGAGGAGGAGGAGGAGGUAGAGGAGGAGGAGGAGGAGGAGGAGGAGGAGAAGGAGGCGAUGAGGAAGGGGGAAGUGUGAGGGGACCUGUCAUAUAUGCCAACUAUGGAACAGAGGAGGAUUUCCAGAUGCUGAUUGAUCUGCUGCGAGAGGGAGGGAGCGGGAAAGGAGGGGAAGGAGGAGGGGGAGGAGGAGAGGGGGAAGGAGGAGAGGGGAGGGGUAAAGGGGGGGUGGAGAGGGGAGGAGGCGCGGGAGGAGGUGGAGGGGGAGGCGAAGGGGCAUGUGCAGGAGCGAUAGUGCUGAUGCGAUAUGGGAAGAUCUACAGAGGAGACAAGGUGCGCAAUGCAGCAGCGUGUGGCGCCAAGGCAGCAAUAAUCUACUCCGACCCAGCAGACUACGGCAGCACCACUCUCUACCCCUCUGGCCCGGGCCUGCCACCCUCUGGCGCCCAGCGCGGCUCAAUCUACGAGUCUCUCGGCGACCCACAGACGCCAGGCUGGCCCUCCCGCCCGGGCGGCGAGCGCUUGUCCUUAUCCGAGGUGGCCGGCAGCCUGCCGCCCAUCCCCGCCCUGCCGCUGUCGUACGGGCAGGCGAAUUAUAUCCUGGAGCUGCUUGGGGGUGCUUUUGCCCCAGAAGAAUGGAUUGGGGAUAUCGAAGGGUUGGAGUAUCGUGUUGGACCGGGUCCUGUAGUGGUGGAGAUGGAAAUAGAGGUGAACGACACCGUUACUAGCAUUCGCAACGUGAUUGGGUCGAUCAAGGGCCAAUCGGAACCUCACAGAUACGUGCUGGUGGGUAACCACAGGGAUGCGUGGGUGUUUGGCGCUGCAGACCCCAACAGUGGCACGGCAUGCAUGCUCGAGAUGGCACGCGCGUUUGGGUCAUUGCUGGCUGCUGGGUGGCGCCCUGCGCGCUCCAUCGUUUUUGGCUCGUGGGAUGCAGAGGAGUUUGGACUGAUUGGGUCAACCGAGUGGGUGGAGGACAACGCCCCGCUGCUCUCCUCUCGCGCUGUCGCUUACAUAAACGUCGACACCGCCGUGUCUGGCGCUGGUUUUCAUGCUGCUGCCACUCCACAGCUGGAUGACGUCAUCAGAGAGGUUGCUGAGCUGGUGGAGGAUCCAGACAAGCAAGGCCAGUCGGUGUAUGCCUCGUGGGCUGAGAGGACCAACCGCACUGUGCCCUAUCUUGGCAGGCUGGGCGGCGGCGGCAGCGACUAUGCUCCGUUCCUGCAGCACCUUGGGAUUGCCGCCGCUGACCUGCACUUUGGGGAAGACUACCCCAUGUAUCACAGCCUGUACGACAACUACCACUACAUGACAACCGUCCUGGAUCCUCUUUUCGCCCGCCACCGCGCCUCAGCCCAGCUGUGGGGUGCUCUUACUCUGCGCCUGGCAGGAGACGCAGCGCUCCCUUUCAACUUCUCCACAUACGCCCUCAGGCUCAAGGAUUACACCAACGAGCUCCAGGCCUCGUUACAGUCACACGCAGCGCAGCAGCACGUGUCUCUGGAUGCUAUCUGGAACGCCAUUGGCCAGCUUGAGACGGCAGUGACAGAGAUCACCAAUCAGAGAGCAGAAGCUAUUGCAGCAGGAGAAGCAGCAGGAGAAGCAGUAGGAGAAGCAGCAGGAGAAGCAGCAGGAGAAGCAGUAGGAGAAGCAGCAGGAGAAGCAGCAGGAGAAGCAGUAGGAGAAGGAAAGCGAGCGGGAGGAGUUGAAUCAGGAGUAGGCGGAGGAGGGGGAGAAGGAGAAGGAGGAGUGGCAUUGGCACAGCGCAGAUUGAUGAGCGUAUCCCCCAGCGUGCAUCUUGACAUGCCUCUUCCUCUUCUUCUGAGGGACAUCAAUGACCGACUCAUGCUGGCUGAGCGCGGCUUCCUGGAAGCUGCUGGGCUCGGGCCCGGCUACACGUGGUACCGGCACAUGGUGUAUGGUCCCAGUCGUGCCAACGACUAUGGGUCAGUGGCCUUCCCUUCAGUGGCCGACACGCUACAGGACGCAACCAGGGGUGGUGGAGCAACAUCUG